AUUACUUUAUAUUCUUAUAUCAUUUCAAUUUAUAACAUUAGUUUUGUGUCAAAUAUCUGUAAGCAAUGAAGAUUUUGAUCCAUUAGUGACUGCCAGAUGUGAACGAGGAUUGAUGAACAUUGCGGUCGUCACUACACAACCUUUCAAUGGUGUCAUACAUACGCGUGACUUUCGGAAGGGUUCUUGUCUUAUGUCAGGUGACGGACGACUUAACACUUCUUUAACAAUCAGUUUGUUGGCUAAACCGGAUGAUCCAAACUUUUGUGGAGUCCAUAAAUUAAAGGGAUCAGAGGAGAGAACAGUUGCGCUUACAGUGAGAGUACACAAGACAUUAGAGUUAAGUGAAGAUAAGUAUUACAUCAUUACGUGUUCACAGUCUGGCUUCAGAAACGACCGCAAUGAAUUAUCACGCGUUUCACUGAAAUUUUUGGAUAACGGACUUAAAGUGGUUCGUGUGGUUCACGGAAAUCAAUAUACAUUAAGAGCUGAAAUUUCUAGUCACACAGAUGACUUCAACUUAGUUAUUAGAAAUUGUUUUAGUUUUAUUGCCAAUUCAUCAGAAGUUGAAUUAAUCGAUGCCAAUGGAUGUCCAAAAGUAAAUCUAAUAUCUGGGUUUACAUAUAAUGACAGUCAUUACGCUGAGGCCACUAUAUAUUCAAUGUUUAAAUUUCCUGACGUCAAUAAAGUUAACUUUCAAUGUGAUGUCAUACUUUGUAAAAGUAAUUGUCCGCAAUUACAGUGCAAUAGUGAUACCAUUAAAAAGGAUAACGAUUUUGAGUUGUCAACAAUCAAAGAUUCAAUACAAUUAUUAGCAUCGACUACAGUGUUUGUCAUUGAACCCGGAGAUCAAAUCUCGGAAUCAUAUCUUGAGGAGUGUACUGAAUGGCGUUUCCCGUGGUUGAUAACACUUUGCAUUGUAUUGGCUAUUAUGCUAUUAGUUAUGCUUUUAGUCAACAUAUUCCUGUGCUCUUCACUUAGCUGUUCCUGUAUUGGCAAUAAUGUUGAUGAGAAGGAGUCGUCAGAAAUUGAAGACUACGAUCCCUACAAAAUUGAUUGGACUCGUAGUUCACACUAUGGUUCGCAUUCAUCACUUAAUAAAAACAAUUAUACCGGAUAUGUAUCGGGCGGUGGAUCCACUAUUGCUUCGCAUCGAUCAGUUAGUGGCAAUGAUAGUGAUCCGUAUGGCCCGACAUCACAUUCCCGACCAAACAGUCGUUACUCCAAUAAACCCUCACAAACAGCAAAUUUGUCACAAACUUAUGUCAAAUAUUAAUUAGUCAUUUAACUGACUCUUAAAGGCAAUACGUCUUUCAGUGCAAUAA
Oppia nitens is the source of this 1322-nucleotide messenger RNA. RefSeq lists its product as uncharacterized. The transcript has 8 exons. The record is from RefSeq and is a predicted model, not a curated record. Bases 113 to 1273 code for a protein of 386 amino acids. NCBI's taxonomy places the organism in Eukaryota, Metazoa, Arthropoda, Arachnida, Sarcoptiformes, Oppiidae.